GAUUUCCUAGACGCCUAGGGAAUCAAUAGAGCUAGAACUAACUUGUUGGAAGGUGUGGUGACACAAGCUAAGAUACCUAACCGUCCGUGCAAGGGAACAAAGGGAUUAGAUAAGUGGGUAAAGCGAGACAAGCGGGCAUCCGCUAUCCGCAGCCAACAGUCAACACCUGAACAGCUACAAGCAUACUAUUGCUACAGGUGCAUUUCUGCGGCAUGCCCUAUGAAUACCUACCUAGGUACACUGUUACAUAUCGCUGUAAGGCUUGCACUACAAGAUCAUUGUACAGCCCAGGUUGUUAGUCUGAGGUGUAGGAGUAAGAUAGGGUGGAUGGUCAAUAUAGUACCAGGGUAGGCUACUUAGCGGGCAAGCGAGGAGAAAAGACUGCCGUACCAAGCCGAGGGAGGCGUCGCAAUUUGCGCAACGCAAAAUUAAUCCAACCAUCACCUGUACCGUUACGAUGCUAGCAUCACAAAGCCUGCAGCGCACAGUCGCAAAUCGCACCCGACUGGUGAAACUUCGCAGUGCCUGUAAUCAAUGUUGCGCUGCCAAGGUCAAAUGCUCCGGCGAAAAGUCUGGCUGCGAACGAUGUCGCAAUACAAGCACGCAGUGUAUAUACCUUGAGUCUAGAGUGGGUAAAGUCCCAGGGAUUAGAGCGAAAAAGAAGCCGAUCAAAGAUCAUGAAAUUCAGCGAUUGCAGAGUAUGGUGACUUACUCUGAGGAACGCCCUUUGUCCCCCCAAGGCGAGUUAGCGGACCUUGAUCUCCAAGAUCAAACACAGAAUGAGAGCACGGAAUGGUCUAUAUCGGAUUGGGAGCUCCAACCUUCAGAUACUAUUGCCAUGAUUUCCCCGGAUGGUUCUUCCAACACAGAAAUCGUCCAGCACAGCAACGCCGGGGCUACCACUAACUCCGAAACCAUAACGCCUUUUACUAAUGACACCGAAAUCAACAUCCCUUCUAUAAACGUAAAUAUUGAAGAGUGUUUGGCGCCGUGUCCUAGAAUUCCUCUUCCGAUCGACUCAUCUGAAGAAGUAGCAUCUACCCCUCAAUUGCAGAUGUCACUCGGGCUACGACCAAGGAGUGAAAUAGACAGCCAAUGUUGCUUAGAAAGUUGUCAGAUCAUUAGCGACCUCGAAAACUACAUCAUGGCGGACUUAAAAGCUUCCAAAAUCAUCCUCGGGGUCGUCAAAAACGCGAUCUCGAGGCUAAUCCAGCUGCUGCGUCUUCAACGGAACUCGAGGAAUCCCAGGUGCUUGAUGUUACUCACCACACUCAUGUAUCAGAUCUUAGAGCUGCUUGAGGUCUGCAUGUGUGCCAUCGCAGCGGACAAGGAUAAACAUCGUGACCGAAUCCUGCCUGAGGGUAUUGGUUUUGGACUCGAAGGUUCCUCGAUUAAUCCGGAGGAACAGUCGGCAUUUCAAACACAAGCAGUACUCAAAGAAGUAAAGCAAGCUACCGAAGCUCUCGGUAUGCUGGAUACUCUCGCUAGAGCAGGGCCAAUUUUGGACUCCGGAGGCGGCCCAGAUUCAGCCCGAGGCAAAGCACGAGGCGACUGCCAGAUGGAUCUUGACCAUCGAUUAAAGGAUCUUGCUGCUCGGUGUACAAGGAAGGAAUAGCUACCUAGGUAUCCGUCAGGUACUCAUGUAGGGGUCAUCCACACACGCGGGCACGGAGAAAAGAGGUGAAAGAUACAUUCUACACUUAGACCUGGUGCAACUGUGGCUGCCCUACUGUUCGUAUCAGAAUUGUAUAACAAAAUACAGCUUAUAUGGAAACUGUAUCUAUUUAUGGAUUACAUUUGCCAUCCUUGCCGUGUACGAAAGCGCCACAAAUUCUCAGCUAGUUUAAAUAUAUCUUAGUACUGACAGUCGACGCUACGUCACAAGCCACAUCGGUGGGAUCGUCCCAUCGUAAGCGAUGUGGAUUUGUGUGAUUGUCCAUAACGGAUACGGGGCAACUAUAAAAUCAUUACCUCUUCCUACGAAUACACCAAACAUAUUCUCGAGUGUUACCAAGGCUGUGCUGAUACGCGGACAAUUUCGUCGUAAGAUCGUGGAGUCAGGGGCUGGUUAGAUCGAAGCU
Hypoxylon trugodes is the source of this 2081-nucleotide messenger RNA. RefSeq lists its product as uncharacterized. NCBI's taxonomy places the organism in Eukaryota, Fungi, Ascomycota, Sordariomycetes, Xylariales, Hypoxylaceae. Gene Ontology annotation, biological process: regulation of DNA-templated transcription. Gene Ontology annotation, molecular function: zinc ion binding; DNA-binding transcription factor activity, RNA polymerase II-specific. The transcript is spliced from 3 exons. The coding region runs from base 458 to 1615 and encodes 385 amino acids. The record is from RefSeq and is a predicted model, not a curated record.